AUGGCUGAUGAUAUUGCAUCUAGGGUUUCGAGUUUACAUAUUACCGAUGCGGAGAAUGAAGUUUUGAAUCUUGAUAGCGUUGAAAUCCACGAAACAAACCAAAAUCUUGAACUGGCGACGGUAGGCAAGGUUCUUACCGCAAGAAACUUUAAUUUCGAGGCAUUAAAGCGAACGUUCAACCAGAUUUGGGCAAUUUCAUCUGCUGCCCUAUUUCGCCCUAUUGAGAACGGAUUAUUUGUAGUACAGUUUACGUGCCGCAGGGACAAAGAGAAGGUUUUACAUGGCCGACCGUGGACGUUCGACCAACAUCUUGUUAUGUUGCAGGAGAUGGAGGAUCAUGUUCAGCCUUCGAACAUCAACCUGACGCGAUGCCCAUUUUGGGCUCGCCUUUAUAAUCUGCCAUUGGGUUGUCGGACUGAGGGGCAUAUCCGAAUGGUGGGAGGAUGCUUGGGUGAGGUUAUGGAGGUGGAAUCUGAUGGUGUACAGUGGGAUACGUCGGCACGUGUUCGAGUGUUAAUAGAUGUUACAAAACCUUUGCGAAGAGUGCAGCGGAUUUCGGUGAAGAAGGGAGUUUCGGCUCUGGUAGAAUUCAAGUACGAAAGGCUCCCUACUUUCUGCUAUGGUUGUGGUUUAAUUGGACAUAUUGAACGAGAUUGUUCGAUGGUUAACGAGGAUGACAGGAUUGAAGGGAAGCAGUGGGGACAUGGUUGA
Molecule: messenger RNA, 711 nt
Organism: Beta vulgaris subsp. vulgaris (sugar beet)
Lineage: Eukaryota; Viridiplantae; Streptophyta; Magnoliopsida; Caryophyllales; Amaranthaceae
Exons: 1
Coding region: 1-711 (236 amino acids)
Molecular function (GO): zinc ion binding; nucleic acid binding
Source: RefSeq, a predicted model, not a curated record